ACGACGGACAUCAAGAACUUACUGGCUGCUGUUGGAGAAACAUCUGCCUUUUGUUUUGCAUUGUAAGAAGUCAAGUCACCUUACUUUAUCACUUUAAUUUGAAUCUGACCUUGUAAUUAAAUAAUCAUGGCGAGUCUGAUUCGUUUGAGCUCAGUUUGGCAAAGAGGAAUGCGACCUGUGCUUCUCUGCCACACACAACUGUCUCGAGGGUCAGCCUGUCCGAGGAUUGGAGAUGUGGACUAUACAGAGCCAGCAGGCAGGAUCCACACAGCUUCAUCAAGCACUGGUAUUUCAGCCUCCCAGCACUGGACAGGUGAAAGGGUGAUGACUUUAGUUCUUUUAGGUAUGGCUCCAGCCGCAUACCUGUGUCCUGGUCCAGUAGUGGACUACUCUAUAGCUGCAGCUCUCACAAUGCAUGGACACUGGGGUAUUGGUCAAGUCCUGACAGACUAUGUUCACGGUGAAGUUAAGAUCAAGCUGGCAAAAGUUGGCAUCUUCCUGCUGUCCACAGCCACAUUCUUUGGUCUCUGCUACUUUAAUUACAAUGAUGUUGGCCUCUGUAAGGCAGUGGUCAUGCUCUGGCAAAAAUGAAUAUUCUUGUGUCUUUUGAAAAUGUGCAUGUCAGAGGUCUGAAUAAUCAUUCUAACAAGAUUUGUUUUCGCCUUUUUUUUGCAAAGUGACGGACAUACUCCACACUGCAUGAUUGAUUUCUUCAGCAGGCUACAAACUGAUCUUGAUAUAUUUCCCACCCAAUGUCAACUUGCACAUUAAAACAGCAAUCACAAAAUUACUGUAAAACAUACAUAUAGUACACAUCUACUUUACAUUGCUCUGCUGAUGGCCUUUAAUUAUUGAACAUCAGAUGACCCAGCGUUGUUGUUCAUAAUUAUAUUUUCGUAUUGACAUAUGAGAAUAAAAGCAGCGUCUGUGAUUAA
Messenger RNA from Danio rerio (zebrafish), 935 nucleotides. RefSeq names its product succinate dehydrogenase complex, subunit D, integral membrane protein a (gene sdhda). Gene Ontology annotation, cellular component: mitochondrion; mitochondrial envelope; mitochondrial inner membrane. Gene Ontology annotation, biological process: tricarboxylic acid cycle. The record is from RefSeq and is marked validated. Lineage: Eukaryota; Metazoa; Chordata; Actinopteri; Cypriniformes; Danionidae.